AUAAACCUGUAAUUUCCGAUGAAAAACCCUACAUUAUUACAUGACGUUAUUGCGCUUUAAGGUUAGGAAUCGACAUAUCGAUCAGAGUACUGACGCCGUUUCGGCAGCAACAAAAAUGUAAGAGUAUUCUUGUUAUGUUGACAUCUCGGUGGAGCCCUUCAUCCUUCGUGUUCACCAAGUCGUGAGACAGUUAGCCCUGUAUACGUCGCUUUCCCGCUAAAAUGAGACGCUAAUCGUGUUCCCGAAGACAUGGCGCAGUCUAUUCUCGAUGCUCUGACAGGUGUCUCAUUAGAUGGUUCUUCUGUGCAAUCCUUGUUGGAAUCUCAGACUUUAAUAGCUGAAGUUGAGCAGUCAGCAAUUGAUCAAGAUGAGGAGGAUAUAUUCCAGUGUGGCAAGUGCAAGAGCCAGUUUACAUCAUUGCAAAUGUUUAUACUCCAUAAAAGAACACAUCAGAAGACACAGCAGCAGACUGUAGAUUUGACUCAGUUUCUGACAAACGAUGAAAGCCAAGUGAUGCAUACAGAAGACUCUGUUCAAGAUGAGUCCCAGUACAAUUCACAAGAGACGUUUCAACUUGGUGAACCGAUUAUUCUCGAAGAGACAGACAUGUUAUUUAGUGUGGACCAAGAUUCUGCUAAUUACUUCACAGCAGAUUCUACAUUCGGUGUACCCAUCAUUUUGAGCACUGAGAACUUGGACUCUUUCGACGACGCCUCCAUCGAUGGGACGAGGGAAGAUUCGAACGAUGUGCCAGCGUUACAGCUUCAAAGCGACAUAUCGCAAGAGGAUGCUUCGAGUCAACCUGAACAUGCUAACGCCUCAUUGACGGAUAAUGAACCGUCCCUGACGGACAAUAAGUCGCCAUUCUUGGAGGACAACGAGCCCACCUUUGAGGACAACGACACAUCCCUCCAGGAUAAUUUGCCCAAUGAAUUGGAAAACGACCAAUUUGGCCAAGCACAAAAUUUAAAGUACAAGUGCGGCUAUUGCAACAAGCAAUUUGCGAAGAAAUUCUAUUGGCAGCAGCAUGAACGCUCUCAUACUGGUGAGAAACCCUAUCAAUGCGUAGUGUGUGGUCGUGCGUUUGCACAAAAGUCCAAUGUAAAGAAACAUAUGUCUUCGCACAAAGUGUGGCCCGGCACCGCGAUACACUCGUUACCACCUGAGGUACCUCCAGAUGGAAGCAUCGACCGCACGUAUCACUGCCAGUUCUGCAGGGAGACGUUCGACUCGUACAAGGCCCUCAAAGGUCACUUGAUCGUCUCGCAUAUGGCGCUGAAAGUGUACAAGUGUGUGCAGAGCAGCUGCAGUAUGAUGUUCUCAGAGCUGGAAGACUUUCUAGAACACACGCGUAGCCACAAGUGCUCCGAGUAUCGGUGUCAUGUGUGUGGCGAGGUGUUCAGCACCCUUUCGGACCUUGGCUGUCACCAGUACGUUCACUCCGUCCAGAAGCAAAAAACCACGGAGAAGUACUACUGCUGCACGGUCUGCAAGUCGUCGUUUUCGAAUCUGGAAGCGCUGCAACACCAUCAGGAAACCACCACGCACGAUUACGUGUGUCUGCACUGCGGCAAGAGUUUCCUCAUCGAAAGGUUUCUGCGCCGUCACCUCAAGACUCACUCGACGUCGGCGAGAUUCGCCUGCGAGGACUGCGGCAAGGCCUUCAAGACGGAGCAGUAUUUGGCCAAUCAUAAGUUAAUACACAGCGAGGAGACACCUUUUACCUGUCCGCAUUGCCCAGCUCGAUUCAAACGGAAAGACCGGCUGGGUCGUCAUAUGCUGAUCCACGACCUAACAAAGAGACUCAAAUGUCCGUUCCGCGGCUUCCUGGGCUGCAUGAGCGAGUUCUCGCGACCGGACAAGCUCAAGCGGCACUUGCUGACGCACAACAACGUCAAGCGGUUCAGCUGCAGCCACUGCAACCGCAAUUUCCAUCGGGCGCAGGCUCUCAAACAUCACGAAAUAAAUAAGCACAGCCUCAAAUGUGACAUUUGUGCCCAUGCGUUCAAGACUAAAGAGCAAUUGAUCACUCACAAUUGCGAGCAAUUAGGAGAGACCAAGAAGCAUACGAGUUCGCAGCUGCCGAAGAAAGCGUCUGGAUCUUUCAAGCCGAGGAAGCCCACCCCAAAGAGACAAACCUUAUCAAAGACUGCAAUCGCGCUUGCCGAUAAAGAGAAGUCGGAGAAACUGAAAGCUGACGAAAUACAAAGAAAAAUCGUCUCCGAGACAUUCAGGUCCGACGACUUCAACGAAGAGCUUUGCACGAAGAAGCCGGGAAAUGUGGUUUCCGCGUCGAAGGAGAUCGAAUCAACGACUGGCGAAUCCAACGAGCGAUCCGACUCUCCGGUGAUAGACUUCGAGGACGACUUCAAGCGUGAAGUAGAGUUCUACUCGUCGCAUCCGAACGAGUAGAGAAUUUUGCAAUACAUAUACAUAUAUAUACACACGCGUAUAUAUAUAUUUUUUAUUCAUAUUUAAAUUAUACAUCAACUCUAUAAGACAUAAAACACCAGUCGUCUCGUAGCACGUGCAAUGAGAUCAUGGGCGAAGUCAUUCGCAGGUUGCAUUUUAUAUUCGCGUACGAUAUUUUGUAGUUUACAUAUCUGUGAUAAUUGUAUUAUAAACGAUCUAUCGACAUAUAUAAGUAACUUAUAUACACACGUACACAAACACACAUACACACGCACACAUCGAGAAUGUGCGAUCUCGUCAGCGUGCGAUUGCCUCUAUCGCGGUGAAUGGCGCGAUACAGCCAUAUCUGUCGGUCGUAAUUAAUACUUCGGAAGUAUCCCUUGCAGAACGUUAACGUUCGUUGAACUUUUCUAACGAUAGAUUGUAAAAAAUGCAUCGCACGCGCGACAUACCGAGCUGUAACGAAACGUUUGAUAUAGUGCGUCUCCUUAAUUUAUUUGUUGUAAGAUAAUAAAUCUACCAGAAAUCGCAAAUUCGAAACGUGUAAAUAAGUCUUGAGAAAGAAUAUCACUUUUAUAUGGAACAAUCGGAAGCUUAUUGCAACCGUCUUCACUGAGGAUUCCCUCCUUCAAUCUCUUCAAACGUGCAAGUCCUAAUUCACGUUUCAAAUCCGUCAAUAAACCGUUUCCAUAAACAUCCAUUAA
This is a messenger RNA of Harpegnathos saltator (Jerdon's jumping ant), 3116 nucleotides long. Its product is annotated as zinc finger protein 341. The transcript is spliced from 9 exons. Bases 250 to 2412 code for a protein of 720 amino acids. The record is from RefSeq and is a predicted model, not a curated record. Gene Ontology annotation, biological process: regulation of transcription by RNA polymerase II. Gene Ontology annotation, cellular component: nucleoplasm. Gene Ontology annotation, molecular function: RNA polymerase II cis-regulatory region sequence-specific DNA binding; DNA-binding transcription repressor activity, RNA polymerase II-specific. NCBI's taxonomy places the organism in Eukaryota, Metazoa, Arthropoda, Insecta, Hymenoptera, Formicidae.